This is a messenger RNA of Hypanus sabinus (Atlantic stingray), 2751 nucleotides long. RefSeq names its product retinol binding protein 4, plasma (gene rbp4). The record is from RefSeq and is a predicted model, not a curated record. Gene Ontology annotation, biological process: retinol transport. Bases 1946 to 2569 code for a protein of 207 amino acids. The transcript is spliced from 6 exons. Lineage: Eukaryota; Metazoa; Chordata; Chondrichthyes; Myliobatiformes; Dasyatidae. Gene Ontology annotation, molecular function: retinol transmembrane transporter activity; retinol binding.
AAGUAAACUGGCCAUUCUGAGACUUUUCCUGGAAUUGUUCCAGUUUUGAUCUCUGUGCCUCAGGGAAGAUGGACUUGACUUGAAGUCAACACAGCAAAUAUCUCUAAAUUAAUUCCAGGAAUGAAAAAAGACAGAAUAAACAAUACCUUUUAUUAUAAACACAAGAGAUUCUGCAGAUGCUCGAAUUUUUGAGCAAAACACUCAAAAUGCUGGUGGAACUCAGCAAGUCAGGCUGCUUCUGUGGAAGGGAAUAAGCAAUGUUCCUGGCCAAGAUGAAGGGUCUUGAAUGGAAACAUUGGCCAUCCAUUCUUUGUGUGUUUUGCCUUUGAUGAUCCUGAUUAUGAUCCACAUAUAGAUUUAAAAGUUUGCAAUGUUACUUGUUAUGCACAUUGCUUUUACUUACAUAUCAGUGCUUAGUAGUCUCAAAUUCUGCAACAUCCACAUGCUAAGUUCAACUGAUAGUUUAUGACUUUCUUCAACUUGCUGAACAAUAGAUUUAUUGUGUAUCUCUAAUGUAAGAAAAUGUCCAAGGGAUGUCACAGGAAUGUAAAUCAGACACAAAUUUGCAUGAAAGCGAAAGACAAGAUUUUGGAGGAACUCAAUGGGUCAAGCAACAUCUAUGAAUGAAUUUAGCAGUCUUUUUUUUCUGCUCCAGAUUACAGCAACUGUAAUCUCUCGUGUCUCCAAAAAAUUACAUUAAAUCAUGUUAACAAAAAUAAGGAAAGGUGACUAAAAUCUUGAUCACGCAAAUAGGUUUUGAUGCAAGGAGUGAGAGGUGGAGAGACAGAAAUGUUUAUUAAGGCCAUUUCAGGGCUUGGAGUCUAUAUAUCUAGGCCUAUGUUUAGCACUUGUGAGCAACUUAACCAGGAGUAUCCAAUAUACCAAAGCUACAGGAAAAGAGUUUUCAAGGCUCAUUAGCUAGGACAAUGUUAUAGAAAUAGAUAGCAGCAAGACCAUGGAAGAUCAAUGUUCAAAGUGACAUUAGGACAGGUACAACAUAAAUACUGGGAUCCACUAUAUAGCUACAGUAGUACAUAUGGAAACCAGCCACAUUUUGGGAAUUCACAUUUUCCAUUUGGGAUAUUGACAGCACUAAUUCCUGUCAGAAAAACAUCAAAGUUCAAAGAAAUAAAAGAAUUGACAGGUUAACAAGUUACAGGAGGACUGUUAGUAGCUGUACAUUUGCGGACAAAAGCUAAAGUCAAUGUGUGCAGAUAACAUCGUUUUAACAAAUAUAUUCUUUCGUACAAAGUGCAUUUCAUUAUGUCAGUGACCCAAAUCCAGCUAACCACACAAACAUUUGUGAUCACUACAUAAGCCUCUAGCUGUAAACAUUAGUGCCCUUUAUUGUAGAAUGGGAAGAAUUGUGUAAAGGAAAAAUGACUAUACCGGAGAAGGAAACAUCAAACCAUCCCAAGUAUUUGAAGGGCAUCUGCGUACUGUCAAUGAUCCAGCCUCCCCUCGUCUUUAGGGAAUACUUGGCAAAUGUGGCGAGGAAAAUGUGCUGCCUAAACACUGGACAAAGAUUCUUCAGAUGCUGGAAAUCUUCACAUACACAAAUGCUGAAGCAACUCAACACGUACUCAAGGGAUUCUGCAAAUUCUGGAAAUCCAGUGUAACACGCACAAAACACUGGAGGAACUCAACAGGUCAGGCAGCGUUAAUGGAUGAAAGGUCUCGCCCGAAAUGGCACAGACGCUGCCCGACUUGCCGAUCUCCUCCGACAUUUUGAGUGCAUAUCCAUGGAGGGGAAUAAACAAUCGAUCUUUUCGGGUGUGCAUGCAGCAGAAGAGAUUCUGCAGACGCUGCAAAUAUUGAGCAACACGCACGUUACUCUGCAAUGCCACAUCAGUGUUGAGAUUCUUUCCGUGAACGUGUCCGCCCACUCUAGGGUGGCGGUGAAAUAGACAGCGCGCUGCGCCUGGAGGGUUAACUGGGAAAAGAGAUGCGAUCAGUCCCGUUGUUGGGGAGCCCGCGGACGAUGCUGCGGUGUACGAUCCCCGCGCUUCUGGCAGCACUGAUCUCCAUUUCCAGUUGCUCCGCCAGGUCUGACUGCAUAGUGGACAACUUCCAAGUGAAGGAAAACUUCAACCAGACCCGGUACGCAGGAAAAUGGUACGCCUUCGCAAAGAAAGAUCCCGAGGGUCUGUUCCUCGAGAAGGACAUUCACGCCGACUUCAAGAUCGAAAAUAGGACCAUGAUUGCCAAAGCGACCGGUCUGGUCUCUUUACUACCGGAUUGGAUUGUGUGCGCCGAAAUGAUGGGAACCUUCAACAACACGGCCAACUCUGCCAAAUUCAAACUGAAGUACUGGGGAGCAGCCGAGUACCUCCAGAAAGGCAUUGAUGAUCACUGGAUUAUAGACACAGAUUAUGAUAAUUAUGCCAUUACAUAUACAUGCCGAAAGCUGUAUGAAAAUAGGACAUGUGCGGACAGCUAUUCAUUCGUCUUCUCACGCAGACCAGAAGGACUGACCACUGAAUCACAGCGCAUUGUCAGAAAAUGGCAGGAGCAUCUCUGCCUGGCAUUCAAAUACAAGCGUGUUCCUCAAACAGGUUCAUGCCCAUAGAUCCACUGGAAUAAUACCACCUUGGCAAUGUUCAUGGCUGUGAGGAUUGGUCUGGAGCACUACACCUGGAUCAGGUUCAGUCACAAUGUCAAUAUACUGUAUUUUUCUAAGCUUAACAUUUUAAGUGCAAGUGGAUUUCCAGUCAUGCAUUGCUUUUUAUUAUAUAUCAAAUAAAGUUAUGA